CCCCUCUGAUACAGAUGAGCGUACUUCCACUGGAGGAGAAUAUUUUAUCAGCUGCACACACUGGUUUCUGUAACUCCCCUCCCUCAGUCCUGGAUUUCCUUGGACAAGAAUUUUCUGCGUGCAGAGGAGUGAACGGGAAGCAUCUGUUUUUUUGUGGAGAGGUCAGGGCCAAGAAAAUGGGGAGAGUGAACAUCUGGCUGAAGCGGAGUUACAUGGGUGUGACUGCUCUGAUAGUGGUAAUCUGCAUCCUGCUGCUGGGAUUCACUGUGUUUAAUCAUGGAGUCAUGCACACUCGGGAAAAGGCAGAAAAUGAAAUCGUUGGGCUGCAUUUUCUUUACAUAUUCUCCGCUGUCAUUCUGCUUUUUACCGUCUUUGGUGUAUUUGGUGUCUGGAAACAGAAGAAGUGGGCACUUAUAGUGUUUGCAGUUGGAAUGAUCCUCGGCAGUCUGCUCUUGCUCUUCCUCAUCAUCAACGCACUGACUGCCACCACACAGAUGGAAAACGAAAUGAAGAAGGAGCUCGACUUCCUGCCUCUAGAUAAUGCCAGCGACAGUGCAUUAACAGUCCUCAAACAUAUACAAAAAGAGUUUGAGUGUUGUGGGCUGAAGAGCUACAAGGAUUGGAAAAACAACAUCCCAGAAUCCUGCCUGUGUAAUGAACCGUCCACUAAUCCGUGCUUACUUGUGCGGGACAGUGAGCAGCUCAGACCGAUUUAUGCCAAGCCAUGCCCUCCAAUCAUCAUUGCGAGUUUAUCCUAUGCUAUUCAAGUAAUAAUGGGCAUAAUGUGGGGAUUAAUACUUCUCUGGGUGUUUUCAGUUGGGUUGUGUGUUGCUAUUUUGUGUCAAAUGAAUAAGAAACUGGAAACUCCUAAUGUGGCCUACAGCUCUGAGGCAAAGGCAGGAAACUACACCACUCUGAUGGAGGAUCCAGUGGCAGUUUAAACCAGACUUUUGUCUUUACUUUUUUAUUUUCUCUGCAAACAACGAGGAAUCGACUGUCAAAAUGUUUGCAAAUAUUUGUUACUUUACAAUAAUAUAUAURCAUUUUGUAUAGAAAAUGAAUGUAUAAUUUCUGUAGUCAAUAUGCAGGUGUCACAAACUGGUUUAAAAUAGCACUUUUAUCUGUUCUAGGAAGCAACAAACUAAAGUUACAAAUUAUGUUCAAGUUUUUGAACCUCUUUUUCCUUACCACUGAAACAAGUUUAAAAACUACCUUCCAGUUUUAUUCAGUCUUUGUAAACUCUACAUUCAUGAAAAAAAAUUCCUCCAAUAGUUUGAAGGAAAAAAGGGUUUUAAAUAUCAAACAAAUUUAAAAUAUGCAAUAUAAAUUCUGAAGUUUUCAGACAUUUAUUCCAACUAUUUGUUACAGAUUAUGGCUUUAUGUGACUAAAUACACAUGCUGUAUAUAUUCACUUAAUUUUUUUAGCAACUGAUCUUUUUAUGUUGUUUCUCCAGAAUGUGAACUAAUAAAACAAUUUGUUUGCAUGUUGACUGGUUUAAAUGUUACUACACUGGUUGUGAGAAAGUUUACAUUUUGUUGCUCCCCUGUCCUAAUAAAUGUCACAAUCCAGA
Austrofundulus limnaeus is the source of this 1571-nucleotide messenger RNA. Its product is annotated as tetraspanin-8. The record is from RefSeq and is a predicted model, not a curated record. NCBI's taxonomy places the organism in Eukaryota, Metazoa, Chordata, Actinopteri, Cyprinodontiformes, Rivulidae. The transcript is spliced from 9 exons. The coding region runs from base 15 to 941 and encodes 308 amino acids. Gene Ontology annotation, cellular component: plasma membrane. Gene Ontology annotation, biological process: regulation of vascular endothelial growth factor signaling pathway.